UCCAGCAGUGGAAACGGGAAGCCCAGCAUGAUUCUGCCCAACAGCACGGCCGUGACGCCCUUUCUGGCCACGCUGUGGCAGGGGACAGUUCACUGGGGCGGCAACACGUCGGGCCUGGCCCGCAGGUCACCUGGCAGUGACGACAGCCAACUGGAGGCACUCUACAUCCUCAUGGUGCUCGGCUUCUUCGGCUUCUUCACCCUGGGCAUCAUGUUGAGUUACAUCCGCUCCAAGAAGCUGGAGCACUCCCAUGACCCCUUCAACAUGUACAUCGAGUCCGACGCCUGGCAGGACAGGGACAAGGCCUACCUCCAGGCCCGGGUGCUGGAGAGCUACAAGACGUGCUACGUCAUUGAAAACCAGCUGGCCGUAGAGCGACCCAACACACACCUUCCUGAGAUUAAACCUUGGUCGUGACCCCGCAGUUGACUAACGCUGGACAAAUCCCAUUUGACAAUCUGAUCUUUCUAAUCAUAUACCUUGUAUAUUCUUUACUGUAUGGAUAUAAGUCGGGUUUUUGCUGUUGUAAUGGGUGAGAGGUAGAGUCGGAACGCCGUUUCUCCAGAAUCACAUUCCUUCUGUCCGGGACCUCCAGUCGUUCCCCAGCACCUGUCGCUCCCUUCUUAGUUUUAGCAGAAUCCCUGAGAUCAUGGCCUCUGAGACUAAGAGCUGUACUUCCCAGACUCCCUUGUAGCGAGCAAGGUCAUGGGAUGGAGUUCCGGCCUAUAGAAGUGGGAGCGAUUCUAGAAGAGGAAAGGGUGUUCUCCACUUCCCUUCCCUUCUUCCCAGCGGCUGGGACAUGGAUGAGGUAGUGAACCAGCCUCGACUCUGAAAAAGGGCAGCACUGGGCGCCGGGAUGGCUUGGUGGGUUGAAUGUCCGACUUCAGCUCAGGUCAUGAUCUCACUGCUUGUUUGUUCAAGUCCUGUGUUGGACU
This is a messenger RNA of Suricata suricatta (meerkat), 935 nucleotides long. It is a transcript of the gene KCNE1, whose product is annotated as potassium voltage-gated channel subfamily E regulatory subunit 1. Gene Ontology annotation, cellular component: membrane. Gene Ontology annotation, molecular function: voltage-gated potassium channel activity involved in ventricular cardiac muscle cell action potential repolarization; delayed rectifier potassium channel activity; transmembrane transporter binding. Gene Ontology annotation, biological process: membrane repolarization during action potential; ventricular cardiac muscle cell action potential; regulation of ventricular cardiac muscle cell membrane repolarization. The transcript has a single exon. NCBI's taxonomy places the organism in Eukaryota, Metazoa, Chordata, Mammalia, Carnivora, Herpestidae. The record is from RefSeq and is a predicted model, not a curated record. Bases 28 to 417 code for a protein of 129 amino acids.